This is a messenger RNA of Engraulis encrasicolus (European anchovy), 1938 nucleotides long. Its product is annotated as ras-related protein Rab-33B-like. Gene Ontology annotation, molecular function: GTP binding; GTPase activity. Lineage: Eukaryota; Metazoa; Chordata; Actinopteri; Clupeiformes; Engraulidae. The record is from RefSeq and is a predicted model, not a curated record. The coding region runs from base 383 to 1081 and encodes 232 amino acids. The transcript has 2 exons. Gene Ontology annotation, biological process: regulation of exocytosis.
CGCACUGCGCAUACGGUGUGUGGUAGGUCUGUGGCCUAGGUCGAUUGUCACUUUACAUUCAAAGGUCUGAGGUGCCAUUGCCUGAAUAAGUAUCGAAGAAGAAGCAGGAGAGAUAGGCAGAGAAAGUCCACACACUCGCAGCUGGCGGCGUGAAACACGCAACCCACUAAAAACUGCAACGCCACUACGAGGCGGGUGGGGGCGCAGCUUUUACGCAUCAUCCCCAAACGCGGGGUAUCCUUCUGGCAGUGAUGAGCCGGUGACACACCAGGUCUGCUCUCGCCAAAGAGAAAGUGUGGGUUUGUGGAGUGUGGACUGCCCCUGUUCUGUACUUCGCGACGCGAUCUUCCCGAACACAAUCUAGUCGGUUUGAGAGCUGUGUAUGAUAAUGGAUAGUUCGUUGGAACUGUCCACGUCUAUGGGCAACACGGCGACGCGUUACCGGAUUUUAAAAAUUGUAGUGAUCGGGGAUUCUGGAGUUGGGAAGACAUGCCUCACUUACCGAUUCUAUGCUGGCAGGUUUCCCGACAAAACCGAAGCCACUAUUGGUGUCGAUUUUCGGGAACGAAUCCUUGACAUAGCAGGGGAGAAAAUAAAGAUGCAGCUGUGGGACACUGCUGGUCAGGAGCGAUUCCGCAAGAGCAUGGUACAACAGUACUACCGCAAUGUGCAUGCCAUCAUCCUGGUCUUCGACGUCUCCAACCCGGCCAGCUUCCGUAACCUGCCCCUGUGGCUGGAGGAGUGCCGCUGGAACUCCCAGGGCCAGGAGGUGCCCUGCAUCCUCGUGGGCAACAAGUGUGACCUGGUGCAGCAAAGGUCCGGCGGCGUCAGGGGAGGAGUCAAUGGUGAACAGGUGCGAAAGUUUGCAGAGGCCCAUAGCAUGCCCUUCUACCUCACCUCUGCCAAGGAGCCCGAAGGACAAAGAGACCAUAUCGGAGACAUCUUCACAUCCCUCGCCUACAGGAUUACAAGGCAGCGAACAUCAUUCUCUUAUCGGUCGUCACAGAUUGAGCCACUUGGUAGUAUCAAGCUGUCAUCCAAAAACAGCCGGGAGAAGGAUAAAUGGGCCUGUAACUGUUAACACUGAAAGAAUGACUCCCUUGCUUCACCCUUAUUUGCACAUAAUGUCAGAUGUACUCUAAAACUGAACACAGGAAAAAAAACUGAAUAGUGCCUCAACACACAAUUUCUUCCAUGUACCGUCAACAAUGGAGAAGUGCAAAUUCUUUUACAUACAUACUUUUAAGUGGUGGGACAUUAAAAGGAGUUUUCGAAAUAACAUGAUCAUCUUGGUGACAAGCACAUUGUUAAGUUGUGAUGAUUAGGUUACUUGGAUAAUGAGUGAGGACACUAUCUGAUCUACUGCCUAUGGGCAAAUACUACAAAGCUGGUUCAGGAUAAGUUAAGGUUAAGUUGAGAGGUAAAUCAUCUAAUAUAAGAGCUUUUCUCAAGAAAAUGAGGACUCCAGGCUCUUCUAUUAGACGAUUUACCUCUUAACUUAACCUUAACUUAUCCUGAACCAGCUUUGUAGUAUAGGCCCUAUGACAAGCUGAGGAUGUUUGAUGAUAUGUCAGAUAAUGCAGCAGCAUAGAUGACUCAGGAGAUUUGUUUUAGAUACAGAAGGAUCUCUGCAAUGAGGGCAAAUACAUUCCAGAACUGUGUUCAUAAUGUGGUAUCGCGUGCAUGUUGUCUUUUGUAUAUGUGAGUUUUAGAAGCACCGUGUGGAAUGGAAGAAUUGGUACUUGUGUUUGUAGAAUCAAAGACUUGAGAAUAUACUAAUGUAAUUGGAUGUGAGCCCUGUUCUUAAUUGUACGCUGUCUGUCUCAGUGUUUGGGUAAUUGUUUUACACUAUUUAUGACAUUUCCUGUAACAUAUUAACAUUUCUACAUUCUUAAUUUAAUGAUUUAUUUUUAAAUAAAGCUAUUAUUUCUAACCAUG